AUGGGUCAUGGUACAGCUCCAGUGGGUGGUGGUGACCCCCACGACUUGUCGGCCAAGCGUCGGCAGUACGCUGGCGAGUCAGGCUUCAAAGGCCUGAUCAGCAACGGUCGAACCUUUGCAAUUGCUCUGUUUGCCUCGCUAGGGGGUCUCGUGUAUGGAUACAACCAAGGAAUGUUCUCGUCGAUCUUGACGAUGCACGCUUUCCAGAAUAGAAUUCAAGGAUAUGCUGAAAAAACCGGUGCCCAACAAGCUAUUGUUACCGCCAUUCUCGAACUUGGAGCGUGGAUUGGUAGUUUGAUGAACGGUUAUCUCGCCGAUGCCAUCGGUCGUCGCAUGACCACCAUCGUCGCUGUCGGCGUGUUCACUGUGGGUGUUAUUGUGCAGGCGACCACCGCAUCUGUCAGCUACAUGUUUGCCGGUCGAUUCGUCACAGGCCUGGGCGUCGGUAGUUUGAGUAUGAUUGUGCCUCUGUACAACGCUGAAUUGGUGAGUCUCUGGUCUCUCUGGUUGAUUGCGAACUGGCACGCCUGCGAAAUAAAGCUGACUGUUGGGGCCUUUGCUGUGCAGGCACCACCCGAGAUUCGUGGCUCUCUCGUUGCGGUCCAGCAAUUAGCAAUCACUUUCGGCAUCAUGGUCAGUUUCUGGAUCGGUUACGGAUGCAACUUCAUUGGUGGAACUGGCGUCACUCAGUCCAAUGCCGCCUGGUUAAUUCCCGUCUGCAUUCAGCUGAUUCCUGCCUUGAUCUUGGGAGCCGGCAUGGCUUUCUUCAUGCCACAAUCACCUCGCCACCUCAUCAACCAGGGUCGUGAGGAGGAAUGCUUGAAGGUCCUAUCAUGGCUGCGCAACAAGUCAACUGAUGACAUGGGUGUGCGCAUUGAGUUUCUCGAAAUCAAGGCCAUGUAUCUCUUUGAGAAGGAGACCGCUGCCGCUAAAUAUCCUCAGUACCAAGAUGGAUCUCGCCACAGUAAUUUUAUGAUUCUCGUCAAUGACUACAAGUCACUUGUCACCAACCCGUCCUUGUUCAGGCGAUCAGCCGUGGCUUGUUUGGUCAUGACCUUCCAGCAAUGGAACGGGAUUAACGCGAUCAACUACUACGCGCCGUUCAUUUUCCGCGGCAUCGGCUUGGGUGGAAGCACUCUGGAGCUGCUCGCCACUGGUGUGGUGGGUAUCAUGGAAUUUGUCUUUACUAUCCCUGCUGUUCUUUACGUCGACAAAUUCGGUCGAAAGAGCAUCCUUCUUGCUGGCGCCAUCGGUAUGGCUUCUUGCCACUUCAUUGUGGCUGGAAUCAUUGGAGGCUACGAAGGCCAUUUCGAGACCAAUAGAACCGCAGCUUGGGCGGGUGUUGCGUUCAUUUGGAUUUUCAUCAUCAACUUUGCCUACUCUUGGGGCCCCGUGGCUUGGAUUGUCGUGUCUGAAGUCUUCCCCUUGUCCAUGCGUGCCAAGGGUGUUGCACUGGGUGGUAGCAGUAACUGGCUCAACAACUUCGCAGUCGGAAUGGCCACUUCGCCGUUCAUCCAUGCCUCCCAACUUGGUACCUUCAUUUUCUUCGGAGUUAUCACCGUCAUUGGCGCCCUCUACGUCUUCUUCUUGGUGCCUGAAACCAAGGGCCGAACCCUGGAGGAGAUGGACGAGCUUUUCGGUGCCACCGGUAUGGCCACCGCCGAUGAGGAGCGUAAGAGCCGUAUUGAGCGCGAGAUUGGGUUGCUCUCUCUUCUUGGAGCUGAUGAGUCGCCGGAGCCCAUGAUGCACUCUCCGCUUGGAGAUGAUGCUAAGGUUUACCAGGAGCACGCCGAUCUUCCCCGUGAGAAAGCGUGA
Penicillium diatomitis is the source of this 1815-nucleotide messenger RNA. RefSeq lists its product as uncharacterized. Lineage: Eukaryota; Fungi; Ascomycota; Eurotiomycetes; Eurotiales; Aspergillaceae. Gene Ontology annotation, cellular component: membrane. Gene Ontology annotation, molecular function: carbohydrate:proton symporter activity. The coding region runs from base 1 to 1815 and encodes 604 amino acids. The record is from RefSeq and is a predicted model, not a curated record. Gene Ontology annotation, biological process: carbohydrate transport; transmembrane transport. The transcript is spliced from 6 exons.